AUGUCGAGACAUACAAGGUGUUUGCAGUCGAAAGGCUCUCUCGGCUUGAUCAACAGUCACCAGUCAGUCUCGCAGGAGAUCAACGACAGGACCAACUGGUCGGAUUUGAAGACCAUACGCUACUCCGAUUUCGGGAAGAUCGCUAUUCCGAAGUCAGCAAAACCUCGACACGGACGAAGUAAUGUUGCAAGACGGCAGCAAAGUGAACUUGGCACAGCUAUACGCGAUGAGAUCAAUGACGAACAUGUGCGGACUAUCCUGGGGAAUGAUGACUAUUUGAACACAGUGAUGUUGACUGCAACAACGCGAGGAGAGGCCAACUUAGUUGAGCACCGACUAAAAGGCCAACGCAGACUUCCGCCGGGAACUAUCAACGCCUACCAAGUCGAUGUAGAGAAAAAAGCUGAGCAUUGUGUCAGCCAUAUUGUCGGCAAGCUCAUGAACUAUGGGUGUCUGCCUAGGCCUGACCACACGGUUCGCCUAACGCUUCGUGACGCGCACAAACGCAACUGGCGCAAAUUUGCCACAGCAUGCGCUGGAUGA
Messenger RNA from Cladophialophora bantiana CBS 173.52, 543 nucleotides. RefSeq lists its product as uncharacterized. NCBI's taxonomy places the organism in Eukaryota, Fungi, Ascomycota, Eurotiomycetes, Chaetothyriales, Herpotrichiellaceae. The transcript has a single exon. The coding region runs from base 1 to 543 and encodes 180 amino acids. The record is from RefSeq and is a predicted model, not a curated record.